This is a messenger RNA of Trichomycterus rosablanca, 1237 nucleotides long. It is a transcript of the gene cldnf, whose product is annotated as claudin f. Gene Ontology annotation, biological process: cell adhesion; bicellular tight junction assembly. Gene Ontology annotation, molecular function: structural molecule activity. The transcript has 3 exons. Gene Ontology annotation, cellular component: bicellular tight junction; plasma membrane. The coding region runs from base 5 to 1237 and encodes 410 amino acids. The record is from RefSeq and is a predicted model, not a curated record. Lineage: Eukaryota; Metazoa; Chordata; Actinopteri; Siluriformes; Trichomycteridae.
AAUCAUGGCAUCAGCUGGGCUUCAGAUGAUCGGCACAGCGCUGGCCAUCAUCGGCUGGAUGAUGGUCAUCGUGGUUUGCGCUUUGCCCAUGUGGAAGGUCACAGCCUUUAUUGGUCAUAACAUUGUAACAGCUCAGACCACCUGGGUGGGAAUCUGGAUGAACUGUGUGGUGCAAAGCACUGGACAGAUGCAGUGCAAAGUCUACGACUCCAUGCUGGCUCUCAGCGCAGACAUGCAGGCCGCCAGAGCCAUGAUCAUUGUCGCCAUUUUGGCCGGAAUCUGCGGGAUCAUGGUCUCCGUUGCUGGUGGGAAAUGUACCAAUUGCAUCGAGGACGCUCGUUCCAAGUCAAUGGCGUGCAUCACGGCCGGGAUCCUGUUCAUAAUCGCGGGCUUGCUCUGUUUGAUCCCGGUGUCAUGGUCAGCCCACAGCAUCAUCGCAGAUUUUUACAACCCGUUAAUGAUGGACGCACAACGGAGGGAGUUGUUCAAAAUGGGAAGGAUUGGCAAGGAGGUAUCGGGCCAGGUACUGUGCUUCCUCGGCUUAAUCGGCAUCUGCCUGACCUGCGGCCUUCCUUUGUGGCGCGUGACCACCUUCAUCGGGGCCAACAUCGUGUCGGGUCAGAUCGUCUGGGACGGCCUGUGGAUGAACUGCGUGAUACAGAGUACGGGACAGAUGCAGUGCAAGAUCCAGUCGUCCCUGAUGAACAUGACGCAGGACCUGCAGGUCGCCCAGGCCCUCACUGUCAUCGCCAUCUUGAUAGCGUUCGCCGGCGUGCUCUUGACGUUUAUCGGGGGCCGAUGCACCAGCUGCUUGAAGAACGAGUCGUCCAUGGCUAAAACGGUUAUCUGUGGAGGCGUGCUGUGCAUCGUGGCUGCCAUCGUGUGCCUCAUUCCUGUCUGCUGGUCGGCCGCAUUUACCGUCUCCGAUUACAAGAACGUCCUCACACCCACUGCUCAGAAGAGAGAAAUAGGCGCCUGUGUGUACAUCGGCUGGGGAACUACAUGUGUUCUACUUCUGGGAGGGAUCCUCUUAUGUACUUCCUGUCCACCAAAUGACAGUGUAUAUCGGAAUAACAUGGGCAUGUAUCCCUACCAAGGGCCUGUGAUGGGACCAGCAGGACCCUACAUGCCUGCAAAAGGAUAUCGGCCUAGCGUCACAUACUCUGGGACAUAUGUUCCAAAUAAACAGUAUGCUGCCCCUAGAGCUUAUUCAGCCGUACCUGGACAAUAUUUGUAA